Stegastes partitus (bicolor damselfish) is the source of this 3584-nucleotide messenger RNA. It is a transcript of the gene wdr37, whose product is annotated as WD repeat domain 37. The record is from RefSeq and is a predicted model, not a curated record. The transcript has 14 exons. Gene Ontology annotation, molecular function: protein binding. Lineage: Eukaryota; Metazoa; Chordata; Actinopteri; Pomacentridae. Bases 204 to 1694 code for a protein of 496 amino acids.
CGAAAAUCUCGGGCUGGCGUUGUCUCGGUUGUUUCUUUAGCGGCGCUCGGUUCUGCCAGCGCAGAUUCUGGACGAAAACUAGCGCAGAAUUACCGCACAGUAAAAACAAUGUUAGAGAGGCCGACGUUUCCCACAAUAACCCGGAAUAAAGACGUUUAUCUGUAGAGUUUCUGACUGUGGUGACAUCAGGCUUGGACGGAGGGAUGCCUGUGGAGAGUGGGAGCAGUGCUGCUGCCCGCCAGGCCAAGCAGAAGAGGAAAUCGCACAGCUUGUCCAUCCGCAGGACCAACAGUACCGAGCAGGAUCGCUCUGGCCUGCAGAGAGACAUGGUGGAGGGACAGGACUCCAAACUGCCUCUGUCUCUGAGGAGUAAUCUGCUGGACCUGUUCAGUCAGAUUGAGAGGGAGUUUGAAAACCUCUACAUAGAAAACCUUGAAUUACGCAGAGAAAUCGAAACACUGAAUGACCGUUUGACCGCGGAGGGACAAACAUUCGAAGGGGCCGACUUGGCUAAAGGAGCUCUGAAAACAAAAGCGAGUCAUAGCACCAGUCAGCUGUCUCAAAAGCUGAAGACAACCUACAAGGCUUCAACCAGCAAGAUCGUGUCCAGUUUCAAAGCGACCACGUCCAGAGCGGUUUGCCAGCUGGUCAGGGAGUAUGUCGGCCACAGGGACGGCAUCUGGGACCUCAGCGUCACCAGGACUCAACCAGUGGUGCUUGGAACAGCAUCUGCAGACCACAGUGCGAUGCUGUGGAGCAUCGAGACGGGAAAGUGCCUCCUCAAAUAUAUGGGCCACCAAGGAUCAGUCAACUCCAUCAAGUUCCACCCCACUGAACAGAUGGCUCUAACAGCCUCAGGAGAUCAGACAGCUCACAUUUGGAGAUACAUGGUGCAGCUGCCAACUCCACAGCCUGUUGCUGAUAUCAGCCAGCAGACGCCCUGCGAAGACGACGUUGACUUUUCAGACAAAGACGAGGCCGACGGCGAGGUCGAAGGCCCGAAUGACUGCCCCUCCAUCCGGAUGGCAACCACAACCCUCCGCAGCCAUCAGGGCGUGGUGAUCGCUGCUGAUUGGCUGGUGGGGGGUAAACAGGUUGUGACGGCCUCAUGGGACCGAGCCGCCAAUUUGUAUGAUGUGGAGACAUCAGAGCUGGUCCACUCACUUACUGGCCAUGACCAGGAGCUGACCCACUGCUGCACACAUCCCACCCAGCGCCUGGUGGUCACCUCGUCCAGAGACACCACCUUCAGGCUGUGGGACUUCAGAGACCCGUCCAUCCACUCUGUCAACGUGUUCCAGGGACACACAGACACGGUGACGUCUGCUGUGUUCACGGUCGGAGACAACGUGGUGUCUGGGAGCGACGAUCGAACCGUCAAAGUGUGGGACCUGAAGAACAUGAGGUCACCCAUAGCAACCAUCCGAACUGAUUCUGCUGUCAACAGGAUCAGCGUGUCGGUGAACCAGAAAAUCAUCGCUCUUCCUCACGACAAUCGGCAGGUCCGGCUGUUCGACAUGUCCGGAGUGCGACUGGCUCGACUCCCACGCAGCAACAGACAGGGUCACCGGCGGAUGGUUUGCUGCUCUGCCUGGUGUGAAGAAAACAACACCUGCAACCUGUUUACCUGCGGCUUCGACCGGCAGGCCAUCGGCUGGAACAUCAACAUCCCCGUCCUGCUGCAGGAGAAAUGACCUCCUCACUCCGUCACCUUACAGAGAAACUCCACCCAAAGUCUGUCUCGAGGAUCAGACCCUCAGGUUUAAAAGGCGGCUGUACAAAGUUUACUUUGGUCAGUUAGGUUUAACAACACAUACUGACUCUUACCAGCUGUCUUUUGAGCCUUUGGAGGGUUGUCGUUUGUCACUCAAUGGUUCCUGAGUUUAGGAAAUAGAAAAAGGACCCGCGCUUGCUGUCUGCUGCAUCUGUCGCUCUCUAAAUCACCACCGCCGGUAUUCACUGAACACAUUUUUGUGUUUCUAGCGUGGAGGAAAACAAACACUGUCUACCACUGAUGGGACAAAAAGCACAGAGACAUAACUAAAGAUGUUCUUCUUUGUUGAAAACAAAAUUGCAUUUUGCUGAUGCUAAAGAAUUAGAGAAUGAAGCUCUGCAUAUUCUGCUUGAUGCUGAUGACAUCUAAGCUUUGGUGCUGACACCUGGCACAUGUUUAAAAAAGGACAGCAGUCUUUAAAGGAAAAGUCCACAAGUUUCAUGUAGUCUCUUCUGGUUAGUACAUUUCUAGAGUUAAUCUGCAACCACUUGUGAUUUACUUUCUGCUUCCUCUGAUUUCUAACAUUAAACUGUUUUCCACUGCAGGAAGUUUAGGUUUGAACCUUUGUACAAGUUCUGACCACUAAAACCGUCCCUGUAGACCCUACUUCAGGGGAGAGCAGAGUUCCUACUCCACUGUAGGUGCUUCUGAGCUGCCCUGAAAACUACUGCAUGAGGCUGAUUAGUGAAACUCAGAAAAGAUAAUAAGGACCAAAGUUCUCCCAAACAUCGCCACCUUUAGUGUAAAAAUGACCAUACAGGUUUAAAUGAGAAACCUCCAUUGUUCUGUUUCCUACAGAUAACUGGAGUUAUGUCCGGUAGCUAUUUGUUGUUUUGGUUCACUCUAAGUUAACGUCGCUGUUGAAGCAGCUGCAAUAGAAGCAGAGAUUCUGUAAAUGUUAACCCUCGCCCAGCUGCCCUGAGUUCCUGCAGUAGAAAGACGGCUGGUAAUAACAGCUCAGUGAAGACAACUACAGGAAUUUUCUGCAUCUAGAAAUAACUUGACACAGCAUACAUUUCCUAACUUGUUAGGCCAGUUAUCAUCACAGCAUUAAACUGUACUUUUCAUUCGGAAUUUCAUUCCCAAUUUUUUGUCUUUUUGGCACCUGAGAGUUGUUGCCUAAUAUAUUAAUAUAUUCCUAUUAAUAUCUAUAAUAUAUGUGACAUUGAAGAAACUAAUCAUCCUUAUCAGUGUCACUGUUUUUUUUGUGUUGUCAUGUGACAGAUAAUCACAUUUUAGAAUGAAGCUCUUGUUUGUCAAAGCUGAGUUCUACAGUCGGACCUUUUUACAAAGAACCGAUUGCUGUUUACAGUUUUCUUUUAGCUGCUGUUGCAGAAAAAAAUAACAAAUUUGCAGGUGAGGUUUGCUAAUGAGUCUUUGCUGGACUUGUUGACACAUGAACAAAAGGAGUUUGGUGGUUCUGUUGUGCAGUAAAGAUCAAGGCAGGCUGGUGACGCUGACAGUGGAGCUGUGUUUGAACCAAAGCUUUUCUCCACUGUGACGUUGUUGAGUUGCUUUAUGCUCUCUGAAAACAAAGCUACAUGUUAUCAGACUGAACCUGAACAUUCAGAUGCAGACGGAUGUUUUAUUCGGUCAGUCAAUUAAAAGUCAAAAGUUUUCACCAGUUUGAAGAAGGUUAUCCACAAAUCCUAAACAAAAGUUUUAGCUCACAAAUGAGUAGAAAUGUAAAAAUUCUACUAAUCACCUUUUAAACUGCUGCUUCCACUAACGUGCUGUGAUCUGUCUGCACAAACAGAACUCCUGCGACUGAAAUGACCACGUUAUGAAUAAAUAUGUGGAGACCUUUAAA